This is a messenger RNA of Fonsecaea erecta, 1083 nucleotides long. RefSeq lists its product as hypothetical. Gene Ontology annotation, molecular function: transaldolase activity. The record is from RefSeq and is a predicted model, not a curated record. NCBI's taxonomy places the organism in Eukaryota, Fungi, Ascomycota, Eurotiomycetes, Chaetothyriales, Herpotrichiellaceae. The transcript has 6 exons. Gene Ontology annotation, biological process: carbohydrate metabolic process; pentose-phosphate shunt, non-oxidative branch. Gene Ontology annotation, cellular component: intracellular anatomical structure. The coding region runs from base 1 to 1083 and encodes 360 amino acids.
AUGGCACCACGCUCCCUUCUCGACAGACUCGAAGAGCUCUGCAAUGUCGACGUCGAUGAUGUGGACACAGAACUUAUCAGGAGCUUGCCUUUCGCUCCUCACAACCAGACUUCGAACCAAGGUGUUAUUACCAAAGAGCUGCUGAAGCCUGAGAACCAGACGCUUCUAGAGGAGCUUGUUGACAAGUAUGGCAAGGAGGGCUGGGAGAAAGUGUAUAACAUGGCGGCUGUGACCUUCUGUGCCAGGAAUGUCCCAUAUUUGUCUGGUCGUGUCCUCGUCCAGACCUCCCUUCGUCAUGUGAAUGACCGUGCUGCCAUAAUCAAACAAUGCCACGAAUAUGCCGACGAGUUUGAGAAAGCCGGUGUGUCAAGAGAUCGUUUCGCAAUCAAAGUGCCAUUUUCUGGAGCUGCGGCUUCGGCAGCUCUCGAGCUCAAUGCGCAAGGCAUUCGCACGCUAGCGACGGCUGUCUUCUCUCUUGAGCAAGCUAUCGCAGCCAGCCAGUCAAACUGCCUAUUUAUCAGCCCAUACUACAAUGAAAUUGCAGCACAUUUUGAUCCAAAGCUACGUCCACAGGUCAAGGACCCAGCUCUCGAGCAUCCCAUGUCAGCCCGCGUAAUACACAUGCUGAAGACAUUUGCCCAAGCUUAUGUACAGACUGGAAAGGAGCAACCGAUUAUGGUCAUUGCGAGCCAUUUUAACAUUACUGAGGUUCUUGCGAUGGCCGAAUUGGGUUGUCAACAUGUCACUAUUCAGGGCCCCAAUCUCAAGAAGCUCAUGGAGACACUGGAUACCCUUCCUCCGGUGCUUAACAAGAAGCCUAAACAUCCGUAUGCUGAAUUCGCCGUUGCGGAGCGUCUGAAGACACUGGAGACCCUGGAUCCGCUUUCCGGAUCCGACUGGAAUGGAGUGCAAGCCACGAUGGAUAUAGACUUUGUGGUGGAUGGCGGGAGAAAGCUUGACCAAUUUAUCGCAGAGAAUGCAGUGCUGAAUAGAAGGUUCGCAGAUGCCUGCAGACUUUUCCUCGGGGCCGAAGAGAAGGCUAAGGUGGCUGUUGAAAGGGUUAUGGCGGCCAGAGGCUUAUAA